Messenger RNA from Candidula unifasciata, 618 nucleotides. NCBI's taxonomy places the organism in Eukaryota, Metazoa, Mollusca, Gastropoda, Stylommatophora, Geomitridae. The record is from the annotation of a GenBank genome assembly.
GAUAAAAAGCAAGCCAAAGGCAGGGAGAGAGAUGACAAAAUCAAAGAACAAGAAGUUCUUAGUAGACGUGGACCCAGGCAUCAAGAGAUGGCGAAAAUCAAAGCAUUGCUAAAGCAGAGGAGAUUGAAAUUGUAUGAGAUUCCUGCUGAUGGUAAUUGCUUGUACACCUCAGUCAGCCACCAGUUGUCCGUUCACAGUUUUCAGAUGUCCACUGAAGAACUGAGACAGAAAACAGCCGAGUACCUCAGAUCACACAGGGAUGAUUUUCUUCCAUUCUUAACCAAUCCUGACAGUGGGGAUAUUCUGACUGCAGAGGAGUUUGAGAAGUACUGUGAUAAAACAGCCAACUCACCGGUGUGGGGAGGACAAGUAGAGUUGAGAGCCUUGUCUGAGAUAUUACAAGUCCCAAUCGAAGUGUUACAAGCAGACACCUCACCUCAGAUUAUUGGAGAAAACAUGCAAGGAAAACCUCUAAUACUUGUUUACCACCGCCAUGUUUAUUUUUUGGGAGAGCAUUACAAUUCCGUCGUUCCUGAUGACCAGAAUGAAGAGACGAAUGAUGUGAAGGCUGAGGACAGUAGCAAAAAGAACGAAGACAGUGAUAACAAUAAGCUAUAA